Messenger RNA from Naumovozyma castellii, 999 nucleotides. RefSeq names its product type I glyceraldehyde-3-phosphate dehydrogenase. The record is from RefSeq and is a predicted model, not a curated record. The coding region runs from base 1 to 999 and encodes 332 amino acids. The transcript has a single exon. NCBI's taxonomy places the organism in Eukaryota, Fungi, Ascomycota, Saccharomycetes, Saccharomycetales, Saccharomycetaceae.
AUGGUCAGAAUUGCUAUCAACGGUUUUGGUAGAAUCGGUAGAUUGGUCUUAAGAGUUGCCCUUUCUAGGUCUAAUGUUGAAGUUGUCGCUAUUAACGAUCCAUUUAUUACCAACGAUUACGCUGCUUACAUGUUCAAGUAUGAUUCCACUCACGGUAGAUAUGGAGGCUCUGUAUCUCAUGAUGAAAAGAAUUUGAUUAUUGAUGGUAAGAAGAUUGCGGUUCAUAAUGAAAGAGAUCCAUCUAACUUGCCAUGGGGCCAAGAGAAGGUUGACAUCGUUGUGGAAUCUACUGGUAUCUUCAAGGAAUUGGAUACAGCUCAAAAACAUAUUGAUGCUGGUGCUAAGAAGGUUGUCAUCACUGCUCCAUCUGGUACAGCUCCAAUGUUCUGUAUGGGUGUUAAUGAGGAGAAAUAUUCUUCCGAUUUGAAGAUUGUUUCCAAUGCCUCUUGUACAACCAACUGUUUGGCACCAUUGGCUAAGGUCAUUGACGAACAUUUCGGUAUUCAAGAAGGUUUGAUGACUACUGUUCAUUCUCAAACAGCCACUCAAAAGACUGUCGAUGGUCCAUCUCAUAAGGAUUGGAGGGGUGGUAGAACUGCUUCUGCCAAUAUUAUUCCAUCAUCUACUGGUGCAGCCAAGGCUGUAGGUAAAGUGUUGCCUCAAUUGCAAGGUAAGUUAACUGGUAUGGCUUUCAGAGUUCCAACAGUUGAUGUUUCUGUUGUUGAUCUGACUGUGACUUUGAAGAAGGAUACCAACUAUGAAGAAAUUAAGAAGGUAAUCAAAGCUGCAGCUGAUGGUAAGAUGAAGGGUAUUUUGGGUUAUACUGAAGAUGCUGUUGUGUCUUCAGAUUUCUUGGGUGACAAGCAUUCUUCAAUUUUCGAUGCUUCUGCAGGUAUUCAACUUUCUCCUAGAUUUGUGAAAUUGGUUUCGUGGUACGAUAACGAAUUUGGUUAUUCCACUAGAGUGGUUGAUUUGGUUGAGCAUGUUUCAAAGGCUUAG